CAUGUGUCUUAUCCGCCCACUCUACUUAUUGUGCGGCAUCUUAUUCCAAUUCCCAGAGAAAUAAAUACCGGAAGAAGAACUAUUUCAUUGUGCCAGCGCACCAAUUCCUGUACGCGUACGCUUUUCUCGCGCUUUGCGAAGCGAGACCAAGCUCUCACAGCCGACUUUCAACUCUCAAAAAUGGAGGAUAGUGCCGUUGUUAACAAUGAUCAGCGCCCCGCGAUCAUGGUCACCAACGACGACGGUAUCGAUGCGCCAGGACUACGCGCUCUCGUUCGCGUUCUCGUCUCCACGAAUCGCUACCAAGUCCUUGUUUGCGCCCCUGACUCGGAAAAGUCGGCAGUUAGUCAUAGUAUUACUUGGCGUCAUCCUCUUUCUGCGCAGCGAGUCGACAUUGAUGGAGCAACAGCGUUUGCAGUUUCUGGCACUCCAGCUGAUUGUACUUCUUUAGGGAUCUCUAAAACUAUCUUCCCUGUGAUCCCUGAUCUGGUAGUUAGUGGCAUAAACAUGGGGAGCAACUGUGGUUAUCACAUCAUUUACUCAGGCACAGUUGCUGGUGCUCGAGAGGCUUUCUUAAAUGGCAUACCUGGAGUCUCUACAUCAUAUGAUUGGGUUGGAGGCAAGAGCAGUGUGCAGGACUAUAGUAUUGCUGCUGAAGCUUGCUUACCGAUCAUAAAUGUGGUACUUACAGAGAUUAAGAAUCAGACUUAUCCUCUAGGGUGCUUUUUGAAUGUAGAUUUUCCAACUGAUGUUGCAAAUCAUAAGGGGUAUAAGCUGACUAAGCAGGGUAAAAGUAUCGUUAAAAUGGGCUGGAGGCAAGUUACAGCUGAUACACAGGGGGGGGAAAUGUUAUCAACGAUGACUAUGGAAACAGAUUCAGCAUCAGCGACAAAUUCUGAUUCAAGAUCUAUAUCACAAGGAAAUUUGUUGUUCAGGAGAGAAGUAAGGGGAGCCCAUGUUGACAAUGAUGAUACAGACCAGCAUUCACUUCGUGAAGGAUAUAUUACCGUCACUCCUCUUGGUGCCCUUUCCCAGGCAGAGACAGGUACCACGAAUACUUACUUCAGAGAUUGGCUACCAAGAGUGGUUGACUCCCCAUCUUCAUCUGCCUUAUAAUGUUGCGAGAUCCUUGUCAUGCAUAAGAGGCCACAGCUUCUGCCUUGUGAGGUUUUUUCUUAAUUUUUCUUGGAUUGCACAUCAAGAUUGUUUAUAACAUUAUAUGAACUUACUGGAGAAGGGAAAGUCCAGUAAUAAAUGUGUUCUUAUUUCUCCAUUUUAUUUCUGAUUAGUCAUGGCCUCAUGGGGGAUAUAUUCUUAAUCCAUUGAGGAAGGGGGGAACAGACCUUGUACUUUGCACCUUAUUUCUCCUUUAAAUCUUUAAUGCGCUUGGGGGGAAUUCUGAUGUGGUGUUUACCUACCAACCAGUUUGUUUUCAAUCCA
This is a messenger RNA of Tripterygium wilfordii, 1440 nucleotides long. Its product is annotated as 5'-nucleotidase SurE-like. The record is from RefSeq and is a predicted model, not a curated record. Gene Ontology annotation, cellular component: cytosol. The transcript is spliced from 9 exons. Bases 181 to 1116 code for a protein of 311 amino acids. Lineage: Eukaryota; Viridiplantae; Streptophyta; Magnoliopsida; Celastrales; Celastraceae. Gene Ontology annotation, molecular function: nucleotidase activity.